Oxyura jamaicensis (ruddy duck) is the source of this 1186-nucleotide messenger RNA. Its product is annotated as serum amyloid P-component-like. Gene Ontology annotation, molecular function: complement component C1q complex binding. Gene Ontology annotation, biological process: innate immune response. The record is from RefSeq and is a predicted model, not a curated record. The transcript is spliced from 4 exons. Bases 147 to 1091 code for a protein of 314 amino acids. Lineage: Eukaryota; Metazoa; Chordata; Aves; Anseriformes; Anatidae.
AGGCACUUGGUGACAAAGGUUGGGGGCAGACAGCACACCACAGCGCUGCGCUCCCUGUCCAGGAAGGGUUUCGGCCCCCAGGGACGCGGCACGGUGGCUCUCGGUCCCCCCUCGUCACCCACAGCGGUGCCGGUGGCUGGGUUCGGAUGGUGCAUGGGGACAUGGGGACACUGCAGCUUUGCCUCCUCAUCCUUGCAGGGCUCUUCGGCCUCUCUGCCCUGGAGGGUGCUGCAGAAAAAAUGACCGCCUGGAUCCAGCCUUACCCACCGGCACCCACCAUGUACCACCAGCUGAUGCUCUCCUGCGAGGUCACUGGGGACGCCAGUGUCAAGGAGUUCCUGUGGGAGAAGGAAGGAAGCCGCGACCCCCUGCAGAAAGGCCAGAGCAACGUCCUCAUCUUCAAGUCCUUCAACGAGUCCCACCUGGGCACCUACAUCUGCACGGCCACCGGCUCCCUGGGCACCGCUGUGGCCACCUACGAGCUGUGGAUAGACGACCUGAUAAACCAAGUGUUCGUGUUUCCCCGGGAGACCAAAGACUCCUACGUGCUGGUGCGGGCGAAGCCGGAGCAGCCGCUGCUGAACUUCACCGUGUGCCUGCGCUCCUACACGGACCUCGCGCGGCCCCACAGCCUCUUCUCUUACGCCACCAAGGAGCAGGACAACGAGAUCCUCCUCUCCAAGCCCAAGCCCACCGAGUACCACUUCUACGUGGGGGGCAAGUUCGUCACCUUCCGCGUCCCCGAGAGCUUCUCGACGAGCGAGCACGUCUGCGCCAGCUGGGAGUCCCCCACCAGCAUCGUGCGCUUCUGGCUCAACGGGAAGCCCUGGCCCCGCAAGGGGCUGCAGAAGGACUACGUGGUGGGCGCCGAGGCUGCGAUCACGCUGGGGCAGGAGCAGGACGUCCUCGGGGGAGGCUUCGACGCCCGUCAGUCCUUCGUGGGGGAGAUCUCGGACGUCUACAUGUGGGACAGGGAGCUGACCACCGGGGAGGUGAAAGCCGCCAUGAACAACAACCCCUCGCCCGCCCCCAUCUUCGGCUGGAGGAACUUCCCCUACAAGAUCCACGGCGAGGUGUACCUCAAGGGAUGACACCCGGGACAGCCCUGCCGUGCCCCGAGAAGGUUGCGAUUGCCACCGGGGUCGUGUGUCCCCAUGGCCCCAUGUCCCCCUCCCCAUCCCCGCCC